AUGUCUCUCGAUCAAAGCAAAUAUCCUGAAAAUAAUCCAUUUUCACUUAAACAAAAUAAUACAAAUUAUAAGUAUCACAUUAUUAAUGAAAAAUUUUAUCCACCCAAAAAUAAAGUAUGGUAUACUUUAGCAUCUUCUUAUAACAAAACUCAAUAUAAAGCUCUGGAUAGUUAUCUAGUUCGGACCAGUUGGGGAAGGAACAAGUCACACCAUACAGUAGAAUGUGAAAUAGAAUAUGAACAAGAUGGACCAGUUUUUAUAAUAAGAUUUGAAGAAAAUUCUCAACAAUAUGUAUUAAAUUCAAAGAAAUCUCCAACUGCAAUUGCUAAUAAUUAUCUAAAAGUCAGUGAAGUUUUUGAUAAUCAGGUUUCAAAAUUUUUUAACUUACUUGACCAACUAGUCCUACAAGAAGUUAAAUUCAAUGUUCAAGAUAAAAAUUUUGUAAUUGACUAUAAUGAUGAUUACAAAGAAAAUAGCGAUAAUAAUAGAUUCCUUGUCCUAUUUUUGAAAGUUAUUGAACAGGGUCCGAUAUCUUAUCAUGCUUAUCAAAUAAGCAUCAAAAUAUCUAUUUUUACUCUAAAUAUUGAAAAUAUGGCUCUUGAAACUUCUAAUAUUGAUGUUGAUAUAGAUAAUAGUGAUCAAGAGAUCGAAGAGGAAGUUUUAAAAUAUAUCAAUAUUGGAAAUAAAGACAAAACAUAUAAAAUUGAGAAAACUAUAGAUUCAUUGAAAUCAGAUUCACUACCACCAGGUCACCUCAAAACUUCUCUCCUUCCCAUGAUCUGUUUGGACCAGUAUGUGCCUGAUGAGUUGCAUAUUAUGUUGAGAAUAUGGGAUUGUCUCUGGGAGUUGGUAAUUCAAGAAAUCAAGUCAGAAAAUAGAUAUGAUAACUACAUAAGAAUGAUAAUUAGUUUAGAAAUAAAAAGGAUUUCUGUCACGUUUUAA
Molecule: messenger RNA, 942 nt
Organism: Cetraspora pellucida
Lineage: Eukaryota; Fungi; Glomeromycota; Glomeromycetes; Diversisporales; Gigasporaceae
Source: the annotation of a GenBank genome assembly